Messenger RNA from Doryrhamphus excisus (bluestripe pipefish), 2830 nucleotides. Its product is annotated as kinesin-like protein KIF3B. Gene Ontology annotation, biological process: mitotic cell cycle; microtubule-based movement. Lineage: Eukaryota; Metazoa; Chordata; Actinopteri; Syngnathiformes; Syngnathidae. The record is from RefSeq and is a predicted model, not a curated record. Gene Ontology annotation, molecular function: microtubule binding; microtubule motor activity; ATP binding. Gene Ontology annotation, cellular component: microtubule.
GUCCACCAGCGGCAGGGCGUGUACCGGAGCUGUGUUGACACACCGGCACGCAGCAGAAUCUCACCCGGGAUGAAGAGCGUGUGUCGCGGCUUGAAUUCCGAGGAUUUAUCGGUGGAUUUUGAGAAGCUUUAAAAAAAAAAGUGACGCAUUCACGGACGAAUGACGCACAUUGUGUUUACCGCUCGUUCGUCAGCGCGUCGCUGAGGUGCCAGCAUGCCCAAGAUGAAGCACUGCGAGGCGGUCAGGGUGGUGGCCCGGUGCCGGCCCCUCAGUAAAAAGGAGGAGUCUUCAGAGUGCCAGACCAUCCUGGAUCUAGACCACAAGCUGGGCCAGAUCACCAUCAGGAACCCCGUGGCUCCACCUGACGAGCCCAUGAAAGUCUUCACCUUCGACUCGGUUUUUGGUCGGGAGUCCAAGCAGAGCGAGAUCUACGACGACGCCGUGAGACCUCUGGUGGACUCGGUGCUCCGCGGCUUCAACGGGACCGUGUUCGCGUACGGACAAACGGGGACGGGUAAAACUCACACCAUGCAAGGCGUACCGGGGGACCCGGACAGGAGGGGCGUCAUCCCCAACUCCUUCCAUCACAUCUUCACGCACAUCUCCAGAACACAGAACCAGAAGUACCUGGUCAGGUCCUCCUACUUGGAGAUCUACCAGGAGGAAAUCAGAGACCUCCUCCGCAAGGACAACAACCAGAAGCUGGAACUGAAGGAGAAUCCGGACUACGGCGUCUACGUCAAGGACCUGUCCUCGGUGGUGACUAAGAACGCCACCGAAAUCCAGCACGUCAUGAACCUGGGAGACCAGUCCAGGUCUGUGGGCUUCACCAACAUGAACGAACGCAGCUCGCGCUCCCACGCCAUCUUUGUGGUCACCGUGGAGUGCAGCCAGGAAGGCCCGGACGGCGAGGACCACAUCCGGGUUGGGAAGCUCAACAUGGUGGACUUGGCCGGAAGCGAGCGCCAGAGCAAGACGGGCGCCAAAGGGAAGCGCCUGAAGGAGGCCACCAAGAUCAACCUCUCCCUCUCCGCCCUCGGGAACGUCAUCUCGGCGCUGGUGGACGGGAAGAGCAGCCACGUUCCCUACAGGGACUCCAAGCUGACACGCUUGCUGCAGGACUCGCUGGGCGGGAACGCCAGGACCGUGAUGAUCGCCACGGUGGGGCCCUCGCACAGGAACCACAACGAAUCCCUGGCCACCCUGAGGUACGCCAGCCGGGCCAAGAACAUCAAGAACAAGCCUCGCGUCAACGAGGACCCCAAAGCCGCUCUGCUCCGGGAAUUCCAAGAGGAGAUCGCCCGGCUGAAGGCCCAGCUGGAAGAGCGGGGGACGCUGGCCAGGGAGCGCAGGAAGAGGCGGGACAGCAAGAGGCUCAGCAGGUGCUUAGCCGCUUUGGACGGGGACGCCGUUUUCCGAGAGAAGGCUGGCGAGGACGGCGGCGAGGACGACGGCGAGUCCAAGGAGAAGCGGAAUAGCGUGGAUGACGGCCAGUGGGAUCAGGAUGCGGUGGAGAAGAUCAUCGAGAAGUACAAGGCCAUGGAGAGCAAACUUCUGGUGGGAGGCAAGACCAUCAUGGAUCAUACCAACGAGCAGCAGAAGCUGCUGGAGCAGAGGAGGCAGGAGAUCGCGGAGCAGAUUCGGCGCGAGCGGGAGAUGCGGCAGCAGAUGAUGAUGCGUGACGAGGAGACCUUGGAGAUGAGGGAGACCUUCUCCUCCCUGCAGCAGGAAGUGGAGCUGAAGACCAAGAAGCUGAGGAGGCUGUACGCCAAACUCCAGCUGGUGUGGGCGGAGAUGCGUGAUGUCAUCAACGAGCACGUGACCACCCGCCAGGAGCUGGAGCAGACCCAGAACGAGCUGGCCAGAGAACUCAAGUACAAGUCCCUUUUGAUUGAGAAUUUUGUGCCGCCCGACGAGAAGAAGAAGGUCGUGAGCAGACUCCAUUUUGACGCGGAGGAGGAUCAGUGGAGGCUGACGUCGGUCGUCCCGUCCGAGAGUGCGCCCGCACGGGUCAAGAGGAGGCCACUCUCCGCCGUGGGAUACAAGCGGCCCAUCAGCCAGUAUGCGCAAGUCGCUGUUGCCACGGCAACCGGCACCCCGUCCAGAUAUCAGGCUGAGAACAUCAUGCUACUGGAGCUGGACUUGUCUCCACCAACCAUGUUCGCCUUGAACCUCCACGGGGCUCAUCUGGAGAGAGCCUUCUCCCCCCGCCUCAUGGCCGACCCUCUGGCGGACGUCCCUAUGCGAGACAGGGCUGCUGCGUCGGCCCGGGUUAGGAAAUCCCAGUCCUGGUAUCAAGCUCCGCAAGCAGCAUGCGUUUCACCAUCCUGGUCCUCCAGCACCCUGACCUCAUCUCAGAGUCCCAGACGGAGACCCUCCUCGGCGGUCCAUCUCCCGGCGGAGGCCCCUCUCCGGACCAGCCCCUGAGUGUCAUCGGUACCUGUGUAGAAGCACAUCAGUCGGCAUGAAGCGACCAAAAGAUACGAGCUGCUUAUUUAGUCUGCUUUUUGUCUUCUGCUUUCAUGGAAAAGCUCUCUUGAUGAAAACCUGAAGUCAGCAAAAAAAAAAAAAAAAGCACAACGGCCAAAAGCUUUAAUAACGUCUAUUGUUUGAUUUGGGGUCAAUGCGGGACAAUGGCGGGCUUAGCGGGUAUUGUUGCUGAUGUGUUACUUGCUGCUAAUGUCAUUAUGAGGCAAAUAUACAUGCGGUAUUAGCUAAAUUAGCUGCCUUAUUUUUAUUUUUUUUUACUGCUAUGAUGUUGUGAGAGGUGAAUUCGUGUACUUUAAAUGUGGAAAAUAAAGACCUUAAAAAGAGACUUGUACUGAAUACA